GACGACUGACAAAAACAAACAUGGCACCAUAAGGAUAACAGUUAUUGCUUGUGUUUCUUCUUCGGUUUUCCUCAGAGUAAUGGAACAGCUACGUCAUCUUGAACUUUGGUUAAGUUCCUGGAGCAUUUGGCUUGAUCCUAUGCACAUUUUUUCGAAUGCAACCGAGAAAAUUAAUGGACUAAAGGAGAGUGUUAAUGAACUUUGGCGGACUGACGACUGGCAAAUUCGUUUGUCGUGGCUUCUCUUGAUUUGUACGGCUUUUAACAUUGUGUUUAUUGGCAUAGCGUGGCAUAUUUAUAGGGAAACCAUAUCGAAUAUGCUCUUCAACAAGUCAAGAAGUCCAGUGCAUCAGAGAUCGAAGACGAAUGUUUUGUCAAGUAGUGUGGAAGACUUGAUAGUUAAAAAGAUCCAGUAACUAAUAUUAUGGGGUGAAAGUAGUUAAUUAACUCCUGGGCUGACUGUUUCAUGGGCCCUCGGUGCUUUGGUAAUAAGUGAGAAGUCAAGCAGUCAUGAUGGUCGUGAAUGAUGAUGGUGAUAAUGAUGAUGGCAGCGAUGAUGAUGAUGAUGAUGAUGUUGAUGAGGAGGAGGAGGAGGAGGACAACGAUGAUGAUGAUGAUGAUGGUGAUGAUGACAAUGACGACGAUGAUGAUGAUGAUGAGGAGGAGGAGGAGGAGAAGGACAACAAUGGUGAUGAUGAUGGUGAUGAUGACAAUGACGACAAUGAUGAUGAUGAGGAGGAGGAGGAGGAGGAGAAGGAUAACAAUGGUGAUGAUGAUGGUGGUUUUGGUGGUUAUGAUAUUAAUAGAACUGUCACUGAGUGACUGGAGGCAAAACAGCAAUUGUUUCCAUGGCAAGAGUGGUGUUGUUGUCAUUAUUGUAUCCCACAGGUUUUCAGGCAAAAAUACAAAAUUCAAUAAAAUCAUUGCCGUUGAUAAACACACAAGGUUUAAACAGUCCUCAAAACAUGUGAAAAUGUUACCUAGUGACAAAGAUAUUAAAUAUUUUAUCAGACAUGUGACGAAUAUGGGAUAAAGCUAAUACUUACUGAAGGUUGAUUGGUUUAAAAAUUACUUAACCUUACCUAACAACAGUUUAAACAAUUAGAAAUGGUAUUCUCAGCUGAAGAAAGCAACACUAUUUUGUCUACUGAAAUUUAGUUAUUUAUAAAUAACAGGCCAAUGUAUCUGAGGUUAAAAAAACCCUCCCUUUCAAAAUGAGACCAAGUGCAAACCUUUCUUGUGAAAAUGAGUUUAUUUGCAUGUUGAUUUGCCUAAGAAAGCCAACAUUUUGCAACACUACCAACUGUUUUAC
Porites lobata is the source of this 1311-nucleotide messenger RNA. The record is from the annotation of a GenBank genome assembly. Lineage: Eukaryota; Metazoa; Cnidaria; Anthozoa; Scleractinia; Poritidae.